Manduca sexta (tobacco hornworm) is the source of this 7287-nucleotide messenger RNA. RefSeq names its product pleckstrin homology-like domain family B member 2. The transcript is spliced from 19 exons. Gene Ontology annotation, molecular function: protein binding. Bases 399 to 5225 code for a protein of 1608 amino acids. NCBI's taxonomy places the organism in Eukaryota, Metazoa, Arthropoda, Insecta, Lepidoptera, Sphingidae. The record is from RefSeq and is a predicted model, not a curated record.
GCGUCGUACAUCAUUUCGAUUCAGUUCCGAAGUUGAGUCUAAGUCGGUGUGUUUUUGUUUACGUUAUAAUUUAAUAACUUAGAAAAAACUUUUUACCAUCGUCUUUUUAAAACAAAUAAAUUAAAUAACGUCUCUGAUACACGUGUUGUGCGCCACUGUGAUACAUUGUGCUAGUGUUAAUUAGUCAUCUCUGACAAAGUUUUGUUUUUUUUUGUGAUUGUGAAUUUAGAAUAAUAUGAAAAAUAUAAUUUAGUGCGAUGAUCCCAGAGAUGACGUCAGCGGGUACGAGCGUCGCUAUUGGCCCAUCGUGACGCAGCCGCAUCGUGAUUGGUGCGCCGUGACGUCAGCGCGCGUGUGAUUGGUGGCGCGGGACGUCACCGCGCGCUGAUUGGUGCAAAAUGUCCGGAUUGCAGGCGAGGACCGAGGAGACGAUCAACGGCGUUGAUGUUAGAGAGCAGGGCAGCGCUUUGAGGGUUGCUACAAACACACCGCAUCUCGUGAGCUUGGGCACCGGCAGGCUCAGCACCGCCGUCACUCUUCAUCCAAUUAAACAAGGUCGCGUGACAGUGGGCUCGGACCCGACAUGCGACAUAUACGUGGUCGGUGGCGGGGUGGCGAGCGUGCACUGCCGCGUGGAGAACUCUCACGGCGUGGUGACGCUGUACCCGCUCAGCGGCAGCACGCUCAUCGACGGGCUGCCGGUCGAGAAGCCCACCAGGCUCUCGCAAGGUAGCAUGCUGACGAUAGGCCGGUCGAACUACCUCCGUUUCAACCACCCGGCGGAGGCGAUGCUGAUGAAGUCGGUGCUGCCGUCGGGCCACAUGCCCAUCAUGCAGUACCAGAAUGAUGAAUGCUUGCCACUUGGCUACACAAACCAUCACGAGAACCAACGUUACCAAAACAACUACAAAGAAACGCUUACACCACUCGACAACGAACUUGACGCGACGCUCAAAGAAAUAUCCAGAAAGAAACCGCCAGUCGCUCCCAAAAAACCUCUAAGAGAUCUAGAAUCAGACUCGAAUUCAGACCAAGAGACAAAGCCUAAAAUAUCCAGUAUUAUGUCGAAGGUGUCCAAAUUCGAAUACUAUGCGAAACAGCAGAAAAUCGGCCGUAGCCAAUUCUACACGUCUAAUGAAAUCGAAAUAUCACCGAAAGUGUUCAGUGCUAACUCAUUGACGGUCAACACGCCGGCAAAAGAUGUUCUAGGCGGUAAAACGAUACCCAACUACAUGAGGAAAGAUCAGAAAAAUGUCAUAAUUAAUGAUAACAAUUCUGUAGAAGGUAAAAACACUUCGUACGCAAACGUUACUGUGAGAAAUAAGUCUAGAAUCGACGAGAUCGUGAAAAAUUUCGAUGAUAAAUCAAGCGAUGAUGCGUAUGGGAAGAUCAAUGAUGAUGAUAAGGGACAGUAUGGGAGGAUCGGGAAAGUGUUGUCCAAGCCGUCUCCAGCGUUCGACAGGAAUCCACAGUAUUCGCCGGUGUACGCGAAUAAUUACGACCGGAGCGUUGAAGCGGAGAGCAGAAGGAUUAAGGCUUACCAGGAGCGGAUAAAAGAGGAGGAGCAGAAGGAAGCGGAGACGGCGCGGCUCGAGGAGAUUCUCAACAUGUGCGCGGAGUACGAGCGGCAGAUCUCCUCGGGGGUCCCAAUCACUCCCACAGAGAAGAGGCCGCACAACAAAAUCAUUACCAACGGCUCGCUGCCGCGGAGCGUCGCUCUCAACAACCCGAACUUCGUGCAGACCAGCGACGGGUACUAUAAGUUCGAAACUAGUCAUAACCGUAACAAUGCGAGUAAACCGCUACCCAUACAGAGGAAUCUGUCGAGCUACGAGAACUUCGACACAUCCUGCUCGCCCACACCCAUAGAGCAACUCACCCCCGAAGUCACUAUCCCCAUACAGAACUACGAGAACGUGGGCCGAAUGGACGAAAUAGGCAUACCGGUGUUCGACGAGCCACAAAACGUAUCUAGUCCAAUUAUGAUAAGGAAAAACCAAAGUGAUAAUCGUAUACUCACGUCGCCAAUCGGCAGUCCGUACGAGAACGUGUAUUUUAAUAGAAAUAACGUGUACGCGAAUUUGAAACCUAAGUCACCGAACACACAGAGUCCUAGGACGAGGAUAAAGACGAGUUUCGCGCACAAGAACCUUCCGUCGCCGCAGUAUUUCAUAUUUCCGACGCCGCCGCCUGUCGAUAAUUCGAAUAAGCCGAAUUUCGAGAAUGGGAAGCCGAAAGUCGACGGAAUAGAGAAACAAUUGAGUUUGGAAGAAGAGAUACCUAUGAUUGACGAUGCAGCGCAACCCAACGAUAUAGAAUUACGAUAUUCAAGAAUAAUAGACAAAGACGACAAGGAAGAGGUGGCAGAGAAAUCUCCAGAAAUACCUAUAGAAAAGAAUCAAAGUUUUGAUGAUGUGAAAAAAGAACUGAUGGCAGACAUUCCAGAGUUGGAGGAAUUCGAGAAGGAUCUACAAAAGAAUAAAAGAGAUAAGAUAAUAAAGAACAUAACCGAAGAUAUGAAGAAAAUUGAUAUAGAAGCGGAUUCCAUGGACAGUACAGUGUUGGAUGAAAAUGUAGACGAAUUGAAAUCUAAGUACGAGAAACUGAAGGAAGAUAGAAAGAAAUUGGUGACAGAGAUUCACGAUAUUAAAAAUAAGAUGUCGGAGAUUCGGUCGCAAGAGGACGACGUGUUGAGAGAGUUGGAAAUGGAAAAAGCUCUAAUCAAAGGUGAAUACGAUUCUGAGAUAGCCAUUCUGAACAUAGAACAGAAGAAAAAAGCAGAUCUGGUAGAUAAAGCUAAGAAAAUCGAAGAAGAGAUCAAAUUGUUGAAGGAGAAGCAAGAGUCGCGGCAGAAUGAGAUGCGAGACCGAGUGGAGAUCGCGACGAUGAAGGCAGAAAGGAUAGAGAAAGACCUCAAGAACAACGCCGCGACGCUGGAAGAGUUGCAAAACGCGCAAGACAUCCUCGACAACGAGACCAAGAUCUUCGAAGACCUCGAGUUCCAGCACUUAGAGGAAGAGUCGGAAUUACUAUCCAAUAGGGAAGACAUACAGAACGAAAUAAUACUGCUAACGAAGAAAAUAGAAGCACAGAAGACCAGGAUACUGACGCUGAAGUCGGAAGCCAACAGUAAUCUGACGUCAGCACUCGACGAAACCAAAGUAUUACAUGCAGAAUACGUCAGAUUACUGAACCAAGUCGAAGAACUGACGGGUAAAGUGCAAGCAAUAGAGAAAGAACUCAAACCAAUUGUCACAAAACUAAACGAGAUAGAAAGAACACAGUCACCAGACAGCGCUUUCUACACAGACCAAACCAGAGCGAAGUCAGGGGAGUUUGGUUAUUCGCCACAGAGUUCGGACAGUGAUGACAUAGAUCUCAAGAUAACCAGCUUCGAAGAUCACUCCAAACAGAUCAAAGACAAAUUCAAUUCCAUAGACCAAAUGUCGCAGUCAAUGACUGUCGACUUAGAGCGAAGAGUGGCCGACGAAGACGAUAUAAGGUACAGCGAAAGUCCGUCUAAAUCUUCGACUUCUUCGAAAGAGAAGAAAGGAUUUUGGGAGAGGAAUUUCGAUUCGCUGAAACGUAAAAACAAAAAGCCGAAGUCGCCCGACAAAGUCGACGUUAUGUCGCAGAGUUUGAACGAGAACUUUUUCUACAACAACGACAAUAUCGAAUCGGACUUCGACAGGUUUAACAGUCUCAGACAUUCCAAGAAGAAGGAUAAGAAAGAAGUGGGACCAGUGAAAAGCAGUUCUUCGUCCAAAAUACCAACUUUUGCCGCGUUAGGAAAGAUUAUGAAGAAAGAUUCGUUCGGAAAGAAGACCAAAGAGAUAUCAUUCAAAAACGACGAUAGCGAAUCGAAGAUCAGAUACAUCAAGAACGCAAAACCGACUAACGCUGAAAACAAAUAUGUUAAAGCAAAGUCGCUAUCACCCGACAAAGUUAAGGACGAAGGAACGAUCGCUGAGGAAACAGUCGAGGAAAUGGCAUCUCAAAAAAGUCGGGUUACGUUCGAAAGCGACAACGUUCAAGCGGCUAAGAUACUCCACAGGAAAAGUUGUGGAGACGAGCCUAAUGUCAAACCUGAAGGAGCGAGGAUGUCGGAUUCUGGGAAGAUUCCUUCCCAAGAUGAUAUAGACAGGAUAUCUAAGGUGACAAUAGACGCGCCGAUUCUGCCAACUGACGCAGACAUGAACUCACUAGGGAAGAGAACCUUGGACAGUUUGAUGGAGAUAGAGAGGAAGAGAUUGGAGAUGUUAGAGGAGCAAGGUUGUCAAGUAAUAGAAAAUGAAAGGGAGAAAAUCUCAGAACUGAAACGUCGCGCGCAAGACGAAACGAAGAAACUGUGGGACCAGAAGUACAAAGAGAAGUCGGUCGAGAGCGAAAUUGGUGUGCCAGUCGAGUCCGAACGAAGGAAGGACGAUUAUGACCGAAGAAAGGACGAGUACGACCGACGAAAGGAUGAUUACGACCGAAGGAAGGACGAGUACGAGCGGUCGAACGACAAGAUGAUCACCAGCUUGAUGGAAGACUCCAGUGUUAUGGACGAUAGUUUUAUGGCGAAUUCUACUGCUUUUGAAGAGAGUUCGGGGCUUAUGUCAUCGUCCAUAGAAGAGUUGCAAGUGCGGAACUCCCGCACGGAGUCCACUGAGGAGGACAAGCGUAGUGACGACAGCCGCCCGCUCAGCCACGCCUCCGACUUCAGCAGGGAUAAUAUCUUGUCGCUGAGCAACGCGCCGCGCCGCAGCCGCCGCGGCAUCGCGCCGUGCAGCGAGGCGCAGCGGCCGCUCACGCGGUACCUGCCCGUCGAUAGAGACGACUUCGACCUCAGGCGGCACGUCGAGUCCGCCGGUCACCAGAUCGAGGUGUGCCCGUACGUGUCGGUGACGUCGACGUCGUGCCGCGGCUACCUGCACAAGCUCGGCGCCAAGUUCCACACAUGGUCCAAACGGUGGUUCGUUUUCGACAGAGAGACGAAAACGUUCGUCUACUACUGGGACAAGAGUGAGAAGAAACCGCGGGGCGGGGCGUACUUCCAGGUAAUCGAAGAGGUAUACCUAGACCACGGCAACACGUCAAAGUCACCAAACCCGCAGACCACGUUCAUAGUGAAGACGCGUCAGAGGCGGUACUACCUGAUGGCGCCGUCGGGAGAGGCCGCACGCAUCUGGAUCGACGUCAUCUUCACCGGCGCGCAGGGUUAUACCGAGUAUCUCGAAUGACAGCUGUCAGAUUUGACACCUGUCAAUCUGUAGGCGCGCCGGUGGCUGUGGGGAAUGCCGAGUAUUGACAUUUUUGGAUGUGAUAAAUAGUUGGGUCGCUAGUGACGUUCCUGUGUGGCAAAUUUUCAUAUUGGUCACUAGUGAUGUUAGUAGGACAAUAGAGAUGUCGGUAGUGACGGUUGUGUGGGAAUUUUAAAGUAACACAGAUUUUAGAUUUCUGUGAACGUAUUGUCACAACGAUGUGUAGUUAAUGUCAUUUUUGACGUAAUACAUGUCAGAUGAAAACCGCAAUUAAUGCAUUUACGCUCCGUGCCGGGUUGAUUUUCAGUGAUGAAUGUUGUGUGUAGUGUGUAAUGACAGCUGUCAAUUUUGACAGGUGUCAGCUAGUGUGAUCAUGUGUCAAAAGUGAUUGUUACUUUUUAUUGUGUAGCGCUGAAAUGUUUUCUUUUCAGUGAUAUGCAUGUAGGAUAGGAUAUUUUGGAGUUUAUCUAGAACUCUAGAUUUUCUAAGAUUUAAGAAUUCUGGCGCGUAGCCAUGAAUAUUCUGGAAUAUUCUUGAGAACUUAAAUUGAAUGAGGAUGUAACUAUCUUGUUUCCCUUUCGCUUCCUACAUAAUGUGUGGCAAUUUUUGGAGGGGAAAAAGAUAAGAAUAUUAUCUUCGUAUUAUAUAAAAAUAUAUACACAGUAUUCUAUAACAUGUAAUUAAAAUUCUUAGCCAAAACGUAAUUUAUUGAAAAUGAAAUUUAUAAACACCAAUAGCUUUUAACAACUGUGCCAAUUAUUGUACAAAAGUGUGGGGCAACUAUUUUUAUAUACAUUUAUAAUUCUAUUAGAUGUAAUCGGUGCCUUCUUUAAGACUGAAUUUACAGAAAAUUUUAACCAGAUACGGAAAGGGACGUGAUAUUUUUAAUAUUUCAAAAUGUACACGUUUUUACAAUUCCGUCUUUUUAAUAAAUAUAUUCAUUGAAAUCAACAGGUGUGAAAAUAUGCAAUUCAUGUCCCUUUCAUAUAUGAAUAUUUUAACAAAGUCUUACCACAUUUAAUACAAUAUAUUUAUGAAUGAGUGAUGUAACUAUAAAUUUUAAUAAAUGUAUUUUUAAGAAGUGAAAUGAUUUUAAGAUAUUCCCAAAAUAUGUUUAAAAUAAAAUGAUGUUAUGUCACUGUUAAAAUAAACAUUCUGUAUGUUUAAUAACAAUAUAAUAUUUUAUUAUAAUUAUACAGACACCGUAAUACAAAUGAAUUUAGAUUUUAAAUCUUACGCGUUUUGGCAAAAUCUCGAAAUGUAUGUUUUGUUAAAAAUAUGGCAAAUUUAAAUUAAAGCUUUUAUUUUUAAAAAAUAAAUUAUUUGUUGAAGUGUUUUAUCAUGGCUGAAUGAUUUAAUUCCUUUAACUUUUGGCAGCUAUUUUACCGGACCAGAGUAAAUGGCUCUUUUUACUAAAAUAUACAUUUUGCGAUUACCAUGUAUUAUUUUAAUUAUAAAGUUCGCUAAAUUAUUUAUAUAUGCACGCUUAUUAAUGUUACCAUUUUAGUAUAUUCGGUUUUAGCAUGGCAACUAUACAUUGUCGCAUGAGUACAUUCGAGUACAGAUUAUAAAAAUUAAGUAGUCGAAAAUUGUGAAGAUAUGAUACCUAUAGUAUUUAAUUUUGUUCCGCAUCCGCUUUUAAGAGAUUUACUCUAAUCAAGGCAUGAAGCUAUUAUCAGAACGCUGUUUCUAUUUUUUACAGAAAAUUUAUUGUCUGUAACAAUCUUUGAAUUUAAAAAUCUAUUAUUUUUGCACGUAGAUAAUGUCACUACAUCAAAUUUUCCAAGUACAAACCAUCAUGUAAAUACUUAUAUUUGAAAGUAUUUUGUCUCGCAGGCUAGUGAUGUGGCAAAGGUCUUCGAAAUAUUUAGUUAUUACCAAGCAUGUGUAACAUAUUUUAAGUACAAAUCGUGAUUAUUUUAAUACCAGUGUAUAAAUCAUUUAGCAUUGUAAUGGUAGGCGUAAAUGGCUAAUACCAAUUUUAUUUUAGUGUAAGGUCACAUUAUUAUUAACCACGAGAUAAUAAAGCGUAUAAUAUAAA